UAUUGUACACGGUAGGAAGUGUUUGGUGUUGCAUUUUUUUUUUAUUAUAACGUGUUAACAUGCUCAAUGAAUUUGCCAGUCGACGUUUCAUUAAUACAGAAAAUAUCAGCACUUUCGACACAAUCAAUGAAAGCUUAUGCGCAGAUUGGAAAAAAGUCAUCACUUUGGAAUGAUGACCGUUAAAUGGGAUGGUACAGGAAAUAUUGUGUCCACCGGGCUGUCACCGGUUGCCGUUGAAACUCGUCGACCAAGCCGGGAUCCAUUUUGUAAUUACGUAAGGAACUCUUCUCAGUGUUACUAUGAACAAAGUGAAUCUUCGUGGCGUGGGCAGUAUCGAGAACUAGAUGAUCACUGUAAUUUCGAUUCGGGUGCAGGUCACCAAACGUACUUCUCCAAUUAUUGUCAGAGGACUCAUACUUAUGGCGGGAAACUGACCACUAUGUAUAGAUCACCUUGAAGGGAGUGGCUAUCGUUCGAUUUCUUGUUCUUCUUCAGAGAUUUCUUCUCCUGCAGUUCAGGCCACCGUCUGGUGUAUUUUUGUAUUCCUAUACACUGUGCACAGUGUCUCGAUCUAGAAUACUAGAACUAUGUGCACCUACAAGUCAUCCGUGAAGAUUUAAAGGAGUUGGAGAUCGAGUACCUCUCUUAUGAAGCUUGGUAGAGGGGUGCAGAAAAUAGUGACAUGUGGUAGAGCAUCCCUGGACGAAUAGAAUAUCAUUGUGAUUUUGGAACAAUCAGGUCAUCCUAAGAAUCAGGAAUCACACGAUAAAGAUGCAAGAGGCCGAAUGAAGGAACUUCAUCAAAGUCAUAUCAUUAUUUCCUACCAUGUCUUGCGCUCUGGAGAUCUAAACAAACUUCUUUGUCAAAGUAACCAACACAACGGUUCAAACGAUUUUUCAGUGGUGAAUGUCAGUACUGAAACCAUGGAAAAGGACGCAAAAGUAAAUUUAUACGCUCGGUGAACUGAACUGAGCUCUAACCUCAACCUUGAUCAAGACACUGGAAAAGCAGCUCCAAUAAUGAUGAUUUUAUUUCAGUAUGAAUCAUCAAUGUGGAAUGCUACAGCUAUUAGCACAACGGGCUUGUAAAACAUCUCUUUAAGCCAGAGUACUUUGCUACCCCCACCAUUAUAAAGAUGCCAUUAUUUGAUAAUAACACAACGACCACCUUCGAGAUCAGUGUUCAGGGUAUUAUUGCUGCUGCCAUAUUCGCUACGACAUCUUUGGUCGGAAUCCCUGGCAACUUUCUAGUCAUCAUGGCCGUUUCCCUGUCUCAACAACUCAAGACAUCGACCAACAUAUUUGUCGUCGCCCUCGCCAUCAUUGAUCUCCUCAACUGCCUCCUCUUGCCUGUUCAAGUGAUGUCCCUCCUAGGGGUCGGAAGAUCCGUUGCUUUCGACUUGGUUUGUACCAUCGCUGCGGUUUGUCUUUACGUCUUCUUGGGGAUAAGUGUUUCCACAUUGACCUUGAUCGCUUACAAUCGAUUUUACAUGAUCACGAAAGUAGGAGGAGAGUACACACGACUCUUCACCAAGAAAAAGAUGGUAGCAAUGCUUUUAGUAAUAAGUGGCGCAGUAUCCGUUGUCACCGUUGCCCUUGCGGCAACUGGAACUGCAACCUUCGGAUACUAUGAAGGCAUAUGCGCUCACGCCGAAGGUAAUUCAUAUACCUACAUGUCUGGUGUAUGGUUAAUAACCUCUCUUGUCGUUAUUUUGGUAUGCUACGUCAAAAUUUAUCGACACAUCAAGCGCCAUUUGCGUCAUGUUGCGUCAAUGAAGCAGAAUUCCGAUUCUCCGGCCACCAGUCAGACUGUUGAACCCAAGACGGCUAACGGAGGGUUUGCGCAGCGCCAGAAGGAACUGGAAUCUAAGAUCACCGUCAAUAUGCUCAUCGUCAUCGUGUUCUUCUUUAUGUGUGUGUUCCCGUCCAUUCUGACGUUGGUACUGCCCGGUGAUCAGGACGCGAGCGCCCUCAUCGUCGCCAUCCUUGCCCUCAACAGCUGCCUCAACCCUCUCGUCUACGCCUGGAAGCAUCCCGUGUUCCGACACGUCUUUAAAUGUAUCCUUGGUGGAAAGAUCAACCUUAUCAAAGAACCAACUCAAUGGGCUCGAUCGCUCCGAAGGACUGCACACGUAACCGAACAAUGAUAAUGAAAUCAUAUGCGUCGCCUAGCGUUGAUCGUAUGAAACACAACUCUGUGAUGGGACUGGUAACAUUUGAUCACUUUUUAUCAGACCGUACAACUGAUCCCAGUUGCCAUGAUUGUAUUCCCCUAGCCCAUGCUAA
Messenger RNA from Lytechinus variegatus (green sea urchin), 2285 nucleotides. RefSeq names its product melatonin receptor type 1A-like. Gene Ontology annotation, molecular function: G protein-coupled receptor activity. Gene Ontology annotation, biological process: G protein-coupled receptor signaling pathway. Lineage: Eukaryota; Metazoa; Echinodermata; Echinoidea; Temnopleuroida; Toxopneustidae. The record is from RefSeq and is a predicted model, not a curated record. The coding region runs from base 1136 to 2146 and encodes 336 amino acids. Gene Ontology annotation, cellular component: membrane. The transcript has 2 exons.